Molecule: messenger RNA, 2093 nt
Organism: Zerene cesonia (dogface butterfly)
Lineage: Eukaryota; Metazoa; Arthropoda; Insecta; Lepidoptera; Pieridae
Product: protein rolling stone-like
Exons: 6
Coding region: 151-1080 (309 amino acids)
Cellular component (GO): membrane
Source: RefSeq, a predicted model, not a curated record
GGUAGCGUACGAACCUGUAUAAUAGCAGUGUAUAAUCUAUGGCACGGACUCUGUGGACGUAAGCCCGGGAACAUAUUUCAAAUAAGGAACUUAAACUUUAAAACGGAAUUAACGUAAAAAAUAUUAAAAAAAACAAACGUUGUUUUUAAAAUGUGUAAACAGGAUGUGCUAGUUCCUUCGGAUACAAAUGACCCAGCCAUGAAAAAAAUCUGUAAGCCAGCCAUGCUGGGACGCAUGUGGCAGGCCAGCAGACGUGGCCUGAACCUUGAACACUCUCCGCCCUACCACUUCGCCUGCAGUCAGUGGCAGACGGGGCACAGACCGGCGACUUUCUAUUUAGUUUAUAGGUGGAUAUUAUUCUUAACAGUAUUCUCAAUCGGUGUAUCAAGUUUCGUUUGCCAGCGGCUGCCGCGGCUUUACGACGGGCCCAAGGUGGAACUGAAUUACUUCAAGUGGUUCAUCUAUUUCACGAACUGGGGUUAUAUGCUGAUAGUAAUACAAGCUGGCUUGGCGCUAGCCGUUGUACAUAAAUACAAGAAUCAAAAAACAUACUGUAUACCUUGCGACGACGAAGAGAUACCUCUGCCACGGCGCCAGAAAACGCCUCUGAUUUGCCGCGUCUACUGGCUAGCCCACAAUAUUGCUACCGAUCUGGCCUUUGUCAUCACUCUUGUGUAUUGGACUCUAGUCCAUGAUCCCAAAAUCCACGAAAUCAACGCGUUAAACAUCCUAGUGCACGGCUGCAACUCGCUAGUCAUGAUUGUGGAGCUGCUGGUGACCGCGCACCCGGUCCGCGGCGCGCAUGCGCUGUUCGGCGCCGGCGCGGGCCUCACUUAUGGGAUAUUCAGCGCGUUGUACUGGGCGCUGGGGGGCACGGAUCGGAUCGGCCUGCCAGCUAUCUAUCCAGCGCUAGAUUGGAAUAAGCCAGGUUCAGCCUUCGGUUUCGUAGCGCUGUGCGCUGUGGUGAUGAUAUUUGCCCACGGGGUCGCCACCCUCCUGGCGUUAUUGCGCAUGAAACUCGCGGCGAAACUGCGACCCUCCAGCUCUCAUCUCGACAAAUUCACGCUGCCCACUCACUGAAGGUUAAGGAAACGGGACUAGACUGUAAUUGUUGUAUGGAUAGCUUUCGGAUUUGUUUGUUCAGUAUUUUUUGAAAUUGACAAACGAUUUCAUUUGUCCCAUAGCAAAUGAUUAUCAUUUUCGCAAGCGUUUUGAAAAUACAUUCAAAAAGAUAUGAUAGUUUAGUUGAUAUAGAGGGUGAACAAUAGCAUGUAGGUAUAUUAAUUAUGACUUAUAUAUUUGACGCCAUUUUUAUUGACUUGCAUGCACAUUAUAAACCAAGCCUCAAGUAUUCUGUACAGUGCCACCACUGCGUAUCUUAUAAAAUGGGCCUAAGGCCUUCAAUAAUAAAGGCCCUCUCUUCCUUACUAACAAGAGUUUAAUGAACACGAUAAUGAAUAAUCUCCUCCACUUUAUAAAUAUAAAUCAAACAAAUACUGUAAAUGUGAAAAUGGAUACGUAGAAAAUAUGGUCAAUAUAAGUUUCGAUAUAUGCCGAACCUAUGGAUAACUAAACAGUUUGCCAAAAAGAUAUGUCUAGAGAACACAAUAAAACGAGCUAAUAAAUAUAUUUUCUUUGAACUUGACAGAUCCGCUAGGUACCUAGAGCUACGCCACUGUAUAAUAUAUAUACGCCAAUGUAUUGUUCUGAUAUUAAUAAGCAUAAAAUUAUGUUACUUAACAUUGCAACUGUAUCGCCAUAGAAUAUAGGUAUUGGUGUGUAUUUGAACAUAGUUUAAAUAAACUUGAUAUAUAUGUCAUGACAAGGAAUUAAGUUAAAUAUGAUUUUUAAGUUCAGACAGCUGCCAUUCUAUUAAAUUUAUGAGAAAGCAUUUAAGUAGGUAGGUGUGAUAUUAUGUGAUAAUAUUAAAGUUCCCCAUAAUGUAUUUAAGCAUUGCCAGUAUUCCUUAGAUAAUAAGCCCCUUUAAUUAAUAUUUGACGGAUUGUUUUGAAAUUAUAAUUAUUAUAAAGGUAACACCAGGUUGCUUUUCCAUUUUUUAGCACUUAAAAGGUAAAUAGAAUCUCAGUAGCGGA